Molecule: messenger RNA, 1260 nt
Organism: Aspergillus ochraceoroseus IBT 24754
Lineage: Eukaryota; Fungi; Ascomycota; Eurotiomycetes; Eurotiales; Aspergillaceae
Product: dihydrofolate reductase
Exons: 1
Coding region: 274-1119 (281 amino acids)
Biological process (GO): glycine biosynthetic process; tetrahydrofolate biosynthetic process; folic acid metabolic process
Cellular component (GO): mitochondrion
Molecular function (GO): NADP binding; dihydrofolate reductase activity
Source: RefSeq, a predicted model, not a curated record
UCAUGCAAUACCUAGGUAGGUAGUACAUCCAUACAUAGAGUCACUCUCUAUCUAUCUUACUGGAAGAGUUAGAGCCCAGAUGCGGUACCGUCCACUGAUAACAAUACAUAAAGCAAGCAACCCAGAACAAAAAAACUCACCUCACCUCACAUUCACAUUCACCACCAGUACACACACACACAUACAGCAACAACCCAUCCACCAACCCACCCACAAAAGCAAAAGCAUUAAUUAAACCCCUCACCCCAAUACAGAAAAAGCAAAAAGAAAAAGAUGCCCCCACAACCCCUCACCCUAAUCGUCGCAACAACCCCAAUCCCCCGCCUCCAAACACCAACAGCAGCCGAAAAUGCCCUCGUACAACACACCCGCCUCGGAAUCGGGCUCAAGGGCACGCUCCCCUGGCCGCGGAUCAAAACAGACAUGUCGUUUUUCGCGCGCGUCACGGCACGACCACCACCUCCUCCUCCUCCUCCUCCUCCACCUCCUCAUCCCGCCCACGGCGCGAUCAGGCCCACGAACGCCAUCGUCAUGGGCAGGAAAACGUACGAUUCUGUCCCCGGGAAGCUCCGGCCGCUUGGGAAGAGAGUCAGCGUGGUGGUUACGAGGGAUGUAUCUGGACAGGUGGGGGAGAGGGUUCUGGGGGAGUUGCGGGGGAAGCUUGCGCCGCAGGACAAAGCUCUGGCUGGGGUGAUGGGUGCCUCUGGGACUGGGGCUGAGGGGAAGAAAGCUACAGAAGGACAAACGGAUGCGUUUGUGGCCGGGGGGUUGGAAGAAGCGCUAGAGACGCUCGAUAACCGCGAUACUACACAAGGAGCCAGGAGGAAUGUGGGGAAAGUGUUUGUGAUCGGGGGAGCGGAGAUCUACGGGGCUGCGUUGCGGUUGAAGAAGGGAGAGAGGAAAGUCCGGAUCGUCAUGACGAAGGUGGAGCGGAGGGAUGGGGGCGUGUUUGAGUGCGAUACAUUCUUUCCUGUGGAUGAGGAGCUGGUUCAUGAGCGCGGGUGGAGGAAGGUGAGUGCGCGGGAGUUGACGGAGUGGGUUGGCGAGGAGGUUUCCGGGGAGUGGAUUGAGGAGGGGGAGGUGAGGGUGCAAAUGGUUGGAUAUGAGCGGGUGGAUUAGGCCUUAUUCUGUAGAAGAUGCACUGCGUGUGAUUUACUUGAGGUAUAAGGAUUCAAAAAAAAGAUACCCAGUAACAAUGUCUAGAAUUGACUGCGAAUAUGAUAUAUUCAUUUUCGCAAUGUACAAUGCCUCAGGUCGGCU